Messenger RNA from Nelumbo nucifera (sacred lotus), 747 nucleotides. Its product is annotated as large ribosomal subunit protein P1z-like. Gene Ontology annotation, molecular function: structural constituent of ribosome; ribonucleoprotein complex binding; protein kinase activator activity. Gene Ontology annotation, cellular component: ribosome; cytosolic large ribosomal subunit. The record is from RefSeq and is a predicted model, not a curated record. Gene Ontology annotation, biological process: translational elongation; cytoplasmic translation. Lineage: Eukaryota; Viridiplantae; Streptophyta; Magnoliopsida; Proteales; Nelumbonaceae.
GAUUUAUAAGCAUUUCAUGCCCUUACAAUAUAUUUCCUUCAUCUCUGAAAGCCCUAGAUUGGCAGCCGCGGAUAGACUCACAACUUUGUUGUUUCAGCUGCAGCUGUUGGAGAUUUUGCUACAAUGUCUGUGGGAGAGCAAGCUUGCAGUCUUGCUUUAUUGAUCCUCCACGACGAGGGAAUUCCCGUCACUGCGGAGAAGAUUUCUACCAUUGUGAAAUCCUCGAAUGUGUCGGUCGAAUCUUACUGGCCAAGUUUAUUUGCUAAGCUUGCGGAGAAGAGAAAUAUUGAAGAUCUCAUCAUGAAUGCUGGUUCUGGUGGAGGUGGCGCCCCGGUUGCUGUUUCUGCCCAGGCCGGAGGUGGUGGCGCUGCUGCUGCUUCUGCUGCUCCUGCUGCAGAGGAAAAGAAGGAAGAACCAAAGGAAGAGAGUGACGAGGACAUGGGAUUCAGCUUGUUCGAUUAGGAGCUCCUUUAAGUAUGAUAUAGUCUUUUGCAAAAUUAGGGUCUCUCCCAGGGUAGAUAUUUUGUUUAACUUGUUGGCUCUAUUGUGGGAAUUUUGAUUGCUGUUAGUGUAUGUUAACAAGCCCAAAACUCCGCAAUCCGAUUUGCAAAAUUUUGCGUUGGGAUUGUUCUGAUUAUGAGUGGUUUAUAAAUUGAAAAUUCGAAUUUGGUAUCUAAGGAAAUUAUUGAAAUUGAUUAAGAUGUUGGAAAGUCCUCCCAAGGCAUUUGAUGAAAUCCCUUAUAUUGA